UCACUGAGUGCGUAACAGUUCUUACUCUUCAUGCUAUUACAUCAGUUCUGUUAGGCAGAUUGGUUGUUGCAAGAGUCCUCUCCCUGCGUGUGAGUGUGAGCCUUGUAAAUCCUUCCCAAAUAUAUAAACUGGAACUCACGAAGUCCUACUACUAUUUCUGCAUACCCAAGGUGGUAGGCACUUUCAGUUCCCCCAGGAUCAGCUUUCCUCUUCCAAUAGAAUGUGACAAUUGUUUGUUUUGAACUGAGCAAAAUUUUAAAAGAUGUUUGUAAUACAGCAUAGAUAAUUCCCGAUCAGGAACAAACUUCUUGCAGUUGUAUGACUUCAGAGAUGGGUCAACUUAUUUUACUGUUUUAAAUUAACAGGGAAAUGAUCUGCAUUGGUUGGCAUGUUCGUUAUAUGUGGCUUGCAGAAAAGCUGUCCCAACAGUUAGCAGAGGAACUGUUGAAGGGAACUAUGUAUCUUUAAUAAGGAUAUUACGCUGUUCAGGACAAAGUUUGAUAGAGUUUUUUAACAAGAUGAAGAAAUGGGAAGAUAUGGCAGAUCUACCCUCCCAAUUCAGAGAACGUACCACAAGAUUAGAAAGAAACUUUACAGUUUCUGCUGUAAUUUUUAAGAAGUAUGAACCCAUUUUUCAGGACAUUUUCAAGUACCCUCAAGAUGACCAACCACGACAGCAGAGAGGAAGAAAGCAAAGGAGACAACCUUGCACCGUCUCUGAAGUAUUUCAGUUUUGCUGGGUCCUCUUUGUUUAUGCCAAAGGCAAUUUCCCUAUGAUCAGUGAUGAUUUGGUAAAUUCCUACCAUCUCUUACUGUGUGUCCUUGAUCUAGUCUAUGGGAAUUCUUUGCAGUGCCCUAAUCGUAAGGAGAUUCUGAAUCCAUGUUUUAAGGGACUGCCUGAAGAUUUUCAUAGUAAGGAUUUUAAACUCUUGUCUGAAGCUCCUUGCAUCAUUGAAAAACUGUGCUCCUUGCAUGAUGGUUUGGUUUUGGAAGCCAAGGGCAUAAAAGAACAUUUCUGGAAGCCAUAUGUGAAAAAACUUUUUGAGAAAAAGAUUCUGAAGGGAAAAGAGGAGAACCUGACAGGUUUUUUGGAUCCUGGAAACUUUGCAGAAAGCUUUAAAGCUAUCAACAAGGCCUAUGAGGAAUAUAUAUUAUCAGUUGGAAAUCUAGAUGAGAGGAUAUUUCUUGGAGAAGAUGCAGAUGAGGAAAUAGGAACCUUGCGAAGAUGUUUAAAUACAGCUUCAGACAUGGAACCAGCUGAAAGGGUGCAAGUGAAAUAUAAUCUGCAGGAGCAUUUUGAACGAACAAAAUCUUUCAGAAUAUCAACACCUCUUACUGGCCGGAAAUACAUAAAGGAUACUGAUCCUUACAUGAGCCCCAUUUCCAUAGCGACACACUGCUUGACACGGCUUCACACAAUGUUGGCAGGCCUGAAGAAUGCCCCUAGUGAGAAUCUGGAGCAAAUUCUCAGGACAUGUUCAAGGGAUCCUUCUCUGUCAAUUGCCAAUAGAGUAAAAGAAAUGUAUGAAAUUUACUCACAAAGGGCACCAUUUUGCAGAGAAUCUGGGAGUUUCUCCCAAGAUCUUGUUGGAAAACACUUCCGUCUUGCUGAGGUCCUUUAUUAUAAGGUUUUAGAAUCUGUCAUAAAACAAGAAAAGAAAAGACUAGAAGAUGCUGACUUAUCUGCAAUCCUGGAGCAUGAUGUCUUUCACAAGUCUCUCAUGGCCUGCUGCCUUGAAAUAAUUAUUUACUCUUACAAGGCAGCUGACAGUUUUCCAUUCAUCACUGAUGUAUUUGAUGUUCCUGCCUUCCACUUUUAUAAGGUAAUAGAGAUCCUGAUCAGAGCAGAAGAUGGCCUUUGCAGAGAGGUGGUAAAACAUCUCAAUCACAUUGAAGAACAGAUAUUAGAGAGUCUGGCAUGGAAAAUGGAAUCUCCACUCUGGGACAAAAUAAAAGAAAAUGAAAAUAAAGUUCCUACCUGUGAAGAGGUAAUGCCACCUCAGUAUUUUGAAAGAUCAAAUGGGAACAGCGUGGCUGGUUCUCCUUUAACUCCAAGGAGAUUAAACGAAGUUCGUGCUGAAACUGGAACACAGGGAAAGGCCACCCUUUACGAACGGUAUAGCUCCCCAACCAGCAACCCUACCAGAAGAAGGCUGUUUGUUGAUAAUGACACCCCGGCUGAGGCCGCUCGGACGCCCGUGAGAGUCUCUCAGCAGCCCGUGAUCAGUACGGUGCCUGUUCAGAACGUCUCCUCCGAAACCAUUCCCGUCACUCCAGUGCCUGGGCAGACUUUAGUAACAGUGGCAACUGCCACAGUUACUGCAAACAACGGGCAGACAGUUACCAUACCUGUACAAGGCAUUGCCAAUGAAAAUGGUGGCAUAACGUUCAUUCCAGUCCAGGUCAACGUUGGUGGACAGGCUCAAUCGCUGCCUAGUUCCAUUCCACCUCUCAGUGCUCAGACCCUUGCUGGGACGCUGAGUUCUCCACAAAUGGCUGGCACAACUCUUCAAUUGCAAGGCCAGUUCCAGCAGAUUGGCCAUCCUGGAGAACGACGGCCAAAACAGCAAAUCAGCAGUGGUGGCAGCAGGUCCCGGAAGGCUGGCUCGCUCUCUCUCUUCUUUAGAAAGGUAUUUUAUUUAGCAAGCGUUCGUCUGCGGGAUCUCUGCAUCAAACUGGAUAUUUCAGAUGAGCUGAGGAAGAAAAUCUGGACCUGUUUUGAGUUUUCACUGGUACAAUGCUCGGAGCUCAUGAUGGACCGACAUUUAGACCAGCUGUUAAUGUGUGCUAUUUAUGUAAUAGCAAAGGUUACAAAAGAAGACACAUCGUUUCAGAACAUCAUGCGCUGCUACCGAAUGCAGCCACAAGCUAAAAGCCACGUGUACCGUAAUGUAUUGAUUAAAGGCAGAAGACGAAGGCAUUCUGGUACCAGUGACACAAACAAUCAACAGAAUUCCCCAGUGGAGAAAAAUAAGGAUAGAACAAGCAGAGAUUCCAGCCCAGUUAUGAGGUCGAGUAGCACCCUGCCCGUCCCACAGCCGAGCAGCGCUCCUCCAACUCCAACGCGACUGACCGGAGCCAACAGUGAUACUGAGGAAGAGGAACGUGGAGAUCUGAUUCAGUUUUACAACAACGUCUACACAGACCGGAUUAAAGACUUUGCCUUGAAAUACUCUUCAGCCAAUGGAACUGAUGUUCCUCCCUUGUCUCCAUAUCCGUUUGUGAGAAGUGGCUCUCCACGCAGAAUCCAGCUGUCUCAAAACCACCCAAUUUACAUUUCCCCUCACAAAAAUGAGUGUGCACUCUCUCGGCGUGAGAAAAUAUUCUACUAUUUCAGCAGCAGUCCAUCAAAGAGACUUCAAGAGAUUAACAGCAUGAUUAGAACUGGUGAGACCUCAACAAAGAAGAGGGGCAUAAUCUUAGAGGAGGGGGCAGAAUCACCAGCCAAGCGCAUGUGCCCAGAAAACCACACGGCCCUCCUGAGAAGGUUGCAAGAUGUGGCAAACGACAGGGGUUCCCACUGAUUUCAGAGACCAACCAACGUUUUUUACGGCUAUUGGGCCGUCUUAAUGUUUGACCAGCAGCAACAGAAGCUGUGACUUUCACAUCUUUAAGGCACUUUCGGGGGAGAAAUGAAGUAUUUUUUUAACCUUUUCCCAGAGUGUGGUACUCCUGACAUCCAAAGAAGAGUCUUCUGUGUGUACCACUGACAUCUUCUACUAAAGAAGAAUCUGAAGUGGUUGAGAAGAACAGUUACUUCCUCCCAUCACACUGCAGCAGGUGGUCACACCAGCCUUGUUUGGAGCAUUGAAGCAUUCACACCAUGAAGCAUUGACAGAUGCAGUUUACAUCAUUUUUAAUUUAUUUGGUAGAAGGGAUUGAUUUUAGCUCAGUAGGAACUGGAAGACUAGCAUUUUUACACUAGCCCGUUUUUUUUUUAGCUAUUUGAUAUCGUAUGGUGUCAUGUUUAGAAUCUGCAGCAUUUUAAAAACACAUUUGGAAAUGAAGCAGUCAGCAAUGAUGGAAUCAGUGUUGUGACUGAUCAUUUGACCCAGUGUGGAACUGCUGUGAACCUCCUUUUUAAUUAGGAGUGAAGAUUCCAGCACUCUUGUCAGGCAGUAGUUAAAGCACACUGGAGACAGACCAGAAAUUGAAAUUGGUGGGGGGAGGAUUAAGUUUUCUCUCUCCUUAAGUUUCCUUUCCUUCUGUGCCCUUCAGGUAAUAUGGGGAUAUUAUGUAUAUAUACUACACUUUCAAUGUAUUUUAGCUGUGCAAUGUUUCAAGUAAGCUCCUAUCAGCAGGUAGCACUUCACCAGCUCUAAAACUUUUUGAAAUGCAAAUUAGAGUUUUGCUACCUUGGCAAUGGCACUUUUGAAAAAUAUAUAUAUAUUUUAAAUAGCAAACCCUAAGAUGAAAGCUGUGUUAAAUUGCUUGAAUUGUAUUUAUUCUGGAAGUGCAUAGAAGUGAUACUGAACUGUCAUGUAUGCAUAUUUAAGAUAUGACUUAGCCUUUCCUGUUUCUCAGCUUUCUAAUAGCCGCUGGUUGUGUCUUCCUACUGAUCCUUCUCAAAAUGAGGAAAAGAUUGGCCCGUCCUGGAUAUCAGUGCAGCUGUCUGAUCCUUUGCAGUGGUUAACUGCUAUAAAUGGGUGUCCAGGAUGAUGGAGAACAUCAAAAUCUGUUCUUAUUGAACAGGCCACACUGCUUCAUCUAGCCUAACCCUAACUACUUGGGAUGGCAGUGGUCCCUAGAACCCGACAGAAGCAUUUCUUAGCCUCCUUAGGGUUGCUGUGGAUUAAACCUGAGACUGUCUGCAUGCAAAGAAUGUGCUCCACCACUGGCACUGCAGGCUUCCAUGUUGUUUCUCCAGUACAUGCUAGGUAAAGCUUGCUGUUCCAUUUUUCCCAUAAAAGAUCAGAUGAGUAGACAGAGAAGUGAAAAAUGGUGUACAGGCAGUUGGAUAGUCACCUUGAAGAUUGAUAGGAUCACAUUCACUCCUGCCAGUAUUGUGUAUUGCUUUAUGUCCCGGAUUCCAUUUACAGCAGAUCUGUGAUACUCUUAAAAUCGCUCUAAGAGAAUCUGAACGUUGACAACUGAACAGGGAUUUUGGCUUUUAGCUUUAUGAGAUCAUCAGCUGGACAUAAAUCAAAAGGCAGGGACAGGCAGACCUGCUGCUGGUUUCUGAAACUUCUACCAACGCACACCUUAGUGAUGCAUGGAUUUCUUGGCUAGCUGGUUUACCAUUCACUUCUGAUGAAGGAAUGUUUGCAAAAAAACAGUAAUCCUAUUCUCUCUUGUCUGAGAGUGGAAAGUGGAAAGUAACUUGGAGUAGUAAAAUUGAUCUUCAUUUUUUCCAGCGCCUCUUCUGUAUAUGAAGGAAAGGGAUAAAUGGAGGCAGUAUUUACCAUUGUAGUUUUGGAAACUUGGUUACUGCUUAAGAAUAGCCAAUGUUGAUGUCCGUGGUCGUCAUCUUACUCCAUACCUAGAUCUUCCACUGUCAGUCCAUGAGGAUUUAUGAGCUAAAAUUUACUCCAGAUUAAGAUACCCGUGUGGGCUCAGUUAUAGCUGAACACUUUAGGCCGGAGUCUCCAACUUGCAAUCUAUGGGCUACAUGCCACCCUUGUAAGUCAUAUUUUGCAGCCCACAGUGGUAUUUCCUGGAAACAGCCAGCCCUGCAGGCUAUUUCCCUCGACUGAUGCAGUCUGCUCUGCUCCAGAAGAAGGUGAUGUUGCUCUUGGCUGAUUUCAGGAAGUGUAAAAAGGGAGGAGGAAGCAACCCAGAGGGCCAGAGGGAGGUGGUUUGCUACAGCCUAGGGCAACAAGAAAGGGCCUUGCUCACCACACGCACACACGUACGUGCACCAGAAGAGCAACUCCCAGAAUUGGAGCAACAGGUUUCAGCAUAGGUCAGUAUAGAAUAAAACUGCUUCCCUGCAUCUGGUGAGAUUUUAAAAAGUGCUUUGGUACUUUUUUGGGGCCACAGACAAGAUGGAAAUUUUCCUCCAUAAUUUUCGUUAUGAAUCUCAAUGCUGUUGGAAAGGACUUACGGUUAACCGCUAGUGCUGUGCUUUACAAUGUUGGGUAAGGGCCUGAACUGAAUCUGGCUAAAUGACAGUCAUGGUGAUAAAAUAGGGCAGGUUUUGUGUGAUCAAUAAGUGAAGUUUUACAAACAAAACCAAAGCAAAGAAAAAAAAAAAAAAGGUCUCAGACUGCCUUGCUUUGCCUGUUUGGCUCCAGGUCUAAUUUCAAACCCCCAGCUCGUUCAGCUUUCCACCAGGCACUAUCCGCAGAUCUGCCUCUUGCUAUCGUGGCCUUCCCAACAGGAGAAAGAAAAAAAAAAAUUCUGUGCCCCUUAGACUAAGCCAUGGUUAAACAUCUUAACACCUUCCCCUCAUUUAGUAGGCUUUGGAUUCAAUAGACAAAAUUUCCAUCCAGUCAUCUUCUGAGAUAAGUCUGUUGUGUCCGAAGUAGUCAAGAUGCACUUAAAUUUACCUAUUCAUAACAGUUAUACAAAUGACGCACUUCCUGAUUUAGUAGAUAUUCAGUAGUAACAGGAACCCUUUUCCCUUAAAUGGUCUGUUAAGUUGAGGUUUUACUAUGAUCAGCAAAUUGGAAUUCCAAAGAACUCAUACCUAAUUUGCAAAUAUUUUAUCCAAAGAAGGCAACUACAACAUGGACUUUCUACCAUGACUGGUCUUUAUUUUUUUUUAAGAUGUCACUAUUAACACAUUAGUCAAGCCAUCUCAAGCAUGAUUCCUAAGUCAACCUAUGCUAGGUUCUCUUUAAGAUUUUAUUAAAACCAAGAACUCUAAGGGAUUUUGAAUUUCUUCCAUUAAAAAAAACUUUCCUGACUAAUGUACUAUUUAAGGCUGCCUCUAAUAUUACUUUGACACAUCUUACGGUUAUUGAUUUAAGAUGCAUGCAACUAUCACAAUGAAAGAGUUCUGUACUUAUUCUCUUGACAGUCUUUGCAGUAAAAUCUUUCCUCAUA
This is a messenger RNA of Python bivittatus (Burmese python), 6987 nucleotides long. Lineage: Eukaryota; Metazoa; Chordata; Lepidosauria; Squamata; Pythonidae. The record is from RefSeq and is a predicted model, not a curated record.